Molecule: messenger RNA, 571 nt
Organism: Camelina sativa (false flax)
Lineage: Eukaryota; Viridiplantae; Streptophyta; Magnoliopsida; Brassicales; Brassicaceae
Source: RefSeq, a predicted model, not a curated record
GUAGGUGUGGGUGCAAAUAACCCUAACAAAAACUCUAACCGAAGGAGAAGGUUCGAAGUCUUCUUCCACGUGUCUUCGCCAAUUAAAAUCAAACACGUGUCAGAAGCUCUCUUCGCCAUUGUUCGCCCUUUGAGUUCGUUCGUCUGCGAUCUCUCCAACGAUCAACGAAACCAAAGAUCAAGCUUCCACCAUGGUGGUUCUCCAAUCACUAAAUCUCUACGCAGUACUAAUAUCCCUAGCGAUUCUAUCACAAGUUUCUCAAUCUCUCCACUUCGAGUUACACUCUGGUCGAACAAAAUGUAUAUCAGAAGACAUCAAAAGCAAUUCCAUGACCGUCGGGAAAUACACCGUUGUUAACCCUAACGAAGCUCAUCCUUCACCUCAAUCUCACAAGAUCUCAAUCAGAGUGACAUCGAGUUACGGGAACACGUAUCAUCACGCGGAAGAUGUUCAAUCUGGACAAUUCGCGUUUACGGCGGUGGAAGCUGGAGACUACAUGGCGUGUUUCACUGCUGUUGAUCAUAAACCGGAGGUUACAUUGAGUAUUGAUUUCGAUUGGAGAACUGGUGUU